UCCACCAGCUGGUGAACAGUUAACAUGGUAACCAUUCUCUCUUCUCACCCUCUUUCUCCAAUUUUGAAUCCAAAAGCAUCCAUUUCUAAGAACCUUUUAUCUCCUUCACUUCACUCAAGACCCACUUCUCUCUUUCUCUCAAAACCCUUUACUUGUAGCCUCAAGAAACACGCUUCCCAAUCACUAAAACCAUCUUUGGCAGAACCAAAAAAUUGGUUUGUUCAUGCACAGCAAGGACUAGCAGCUCUAGCUAUCUCUUUGGCACUCAAUUUUUCUCCAGUCCUGUACACUGGCAAUGCAUUGGCAUCAGAGUUUGAUGUAAUUAAUGAGGGGCCACCGAAGGACUCCUAUGUUGUUGAUGAUGCUAAUGUGCUUAGCAGAGUGACAAAAUCUGAUUUGAAGCAGCUUUUAUCUGAUUUGGAGUCAAGGAAGAACUUCCACAUUAUUUUUAUCACUGUUAGAAAGCUCACAAGCAAAGCUGAUGCUUUCGAGUAUGCUGACCAAGUUUUGGAGCGUUGGUAUCCCACACUUGAAGAGGGUAGUAAUAAAGGUAUUGUUGUGCUUGUUACAAGCCAAAAAGAAGGCGCAGUCACUGGUGGACCUCCUUUUGUCGAAGCUGUGGGAGAAAAUAUUCUUGAUGCUACUGUAUCAGAGAACCUUCCUGUUUUGGCUACAGAAGAAAAGUACAAUGAAGCCAUUUACAGCAGUGCCAAGCGGCUAGUUGCUGCCAUUGAUGGACUUCCAGAUACUGGUGGCCCCAAGGUUAAGGACAAUAAGCGUGAGUCCAAUUUUAAAACCAGGGAAGAGACGGAAGAGAAACGAGGACAAUUCAGUCUUGUAGUUGGAGGUUUGUUGGUGAUUGCUUUUGUUGUUCCCAUGGCUCAAUACUAUGCUUAUGUCUCCAAGAAGUAAAGGGUAUCUGUGUAACAAGUAGUGAAACAAUUGAUGGGGAAACAUGUAUGACAUGUAGUUACACAAUUGAUCAUGUUAAAGGUUGUUGAUGAGAAACUUGCAAUCCAAGCAGUAGCACAGAUUUUUGGUUCAUAUUCAGAAAACCGGAAUCAGUAUAAUGUUUGAUCUAAACAAAGCUGUAUUAUAGAACAUUCAUUAUCUACUCCUAUAAUCGGCAUAAUUAGAAUUGUUAUGGCCACAAAUCAAAAAAUGAAACCAAUAUUUUCCCUUGAUGUGAUACAACUAUACAGUGACAUGUCAUCCUUUUCAUUCAUGAUGAACGAUUUUAACUGCAUAUCAUUUAGCAUAAAAUUUCAACAUGUAUAGCUUAAGUCCAUAGACGGGAGUUUUGCUGCAUAUGCCACACAUAAGCAGACAGUAUAUAAUUUACCUUUGUGCAAAUGGAAACUUCCAGUCCCAAAUUAUAAUUCUUUAGAGUAAGUUUUGAUCAAUGACACUUGCAAUGACUGCUAGAA
Messenger RNA from Durio zibethinus, 1427 nucleotides. Its product is annotated as UPF0603 protein At1g54780, chloroplastic-like. Lineage: Eukaryota; Viridiplantae; Streptophyta; Magnoliopsida; Malvales; Malvaceae. The record is from RefSeq and is a predicted model, not a curated record.